AUGGCCGGCGAGACGCGGCCUGCGCCUGCGCGGCUCCGCUGCUCCCACCCCGCCCCCGCGCCGCGCGAGGCCACACCCACCCCGCGCUCCCAGACGCCUCCGCGCGCCGACCGGGGUGGGCGGGGACUGAGAGAUUCUGAAUCCUGUUCCCUGGGAAACCCAACAGAACCCUGGACUGGGGAGAGGAGGAGAAGCCUGCCUUUAAAAUUGAGCCUCCUGGAGAGAUGCAGUCUCAGGCCUGAGAAGAUGCAGGGGCUGCUGUCUCAGGAGGGCAGGGCCUGGGAGAAGCGUGCUUCCCUCACCAAGGACUGCGUGGCUGUGGAGGUUGGGGCCUCUGGCUGUGACAGUGACAAGAAAGACCUACCUUCUCCCGAGACUGGGCAUCCCCAGGAGUGGAGCUCGGUGGAGGAAGACGAUGAGUCAGAGGACUCCCAGGGCUUUGUGGGCUGAUCAAAAGCUCCGCAACAAAUGACCAUAGUCUUGGUAGUGUGUGUGCUUUAUUUGUUCCUGGUUUUAACAGGGAUGCCUAUGAUGUUUCACAUUUAA
Molecule: messenger RNA, 546 nt
Organism: Lipotes vexillifer (Yangtze River dolphin)
Lineage: Eukaryota; Metazoa; Chordata; Mammalia; Artiodactyla; Lipotidae
Gene: SMIM17
Product: small integral membrane protein 17
Exons: 4
Source: RefSeq, a predicted model, not a curated record